UGGAACCUGCUGCUCUCCUAUCUCAUCGGUACCGCCAGCGUUGCCCGGGCCUGGAGCGCCACCUUCGACCAGCUCCUCGGCAAGAAGAUGGAGAGGUUUUUGGGUGCUCACGUGGCCAUGGGCUCCGUGGGGCUGGCAGAGCACCCAGAUGCCUUUGCCGCUGGCCUGGUGGUCCUGCUGGCAGGGCUCCUUUCCUUUGGAGUGAAGGAGUCCACCGCAGUCAACAAAGCCUUCACAGCUCUCAACGUGCUCGUCCUGCUCUUUGUCACAGUGAGUGGCUUCAUCAAAGGGGACCUGAGCAACUGGAGGCUCCGUGAGGAUGACCUGCCAUGGACAGCUACUCCUGAGGCUGGAAACCAGUCUGUAGCUGACAACAUGACCAGUGCCUUUGGGGUGGGAGGCUUCAUGCCUUAUGGCUUCACUGGGACCUUGGCUGGAGCCUCUACCUGUUUCUACGCCUUUGUUGGGUUUGACUGCAUCGCUACCAUGGGGGAAGAAGUGAGGAACCCACAAAGAUCCAUUCCCAUAGGCAUUGUCCUUUCCCUCCUCAUCUGCUUCCUCUUGUACUUUGGGGUGUCUGCUGCCCUCACCCUGAUGAUGCCCUACUACCUCCUGGACACCAUGAGCCCUCUCCCAGCAGCUUUUGACUACGUUGGCUGGAGCAGUGCAAAGCACGCUGUGGCUGUGGGGUCACUGUGUGCCCUGACAACCAGCCUCUUGGGAUCCAUGUUCCCCAUGCCACGGAUUCUGUAUGCAAUGGCUCGAGAUGGGCUCCUCUUCAAACCUCUGGCCAAAGUCAGUCGCCGUCAGUGCCCGGUGGUGGCCACGCUGGUGUCUGGAGGAGUGGCAGCUCUCCUGGCCCUCCUCUUUGACCUGAGAUCCCUGGUUGACAUGAUGUCCAUCAGCACACUGCUGGCCUACUCGCUGGUGGCUGGCUGUGUGCUGCUGCUCAGGUAUCGGCCUGAACCCAGGGCUUGGGACAGUCCUGUGGGGAAGGUCCCAGCUUUGCAGCUCUGGUGGGACCACCUUGUCCGGCCACCCCCACGUCCCACCCCGUGUUCCUCUGCCAUGGUGGCCUGGGCUCUGGCAGCCGUGGCUGCCCUGGUCUGCCCUGUGAGCUGGGUGAGCGCCGUGGGGCUGUCCUGCCUCCGAGCCAGGGCUGCCUGGUGCAUCACCACUCUGGCUCUGCCACUGCUGGGGAUCCUGCUGGCAGCUCUGCUCAUCUGGAGACAGCCUCAGAGCCAAGAGAGAGCAUCCUUCAUGGUUCCCUGCCUGCCCUUCCUGCCACUCCUCAGCAUCACUCUCAACAGCACCCUGCUGGCCCAGCUCAGCAUGGCUGCCUGGCUGCAGUACCUCCUCUGGAUGGCCACCG
This is a messenger RNA of Merops nubicus (carmine bee-eater), 1372 nucleotides long. RefSeq names its product low affinity cationic amino acid transporter 2-like. NCBI's taxonomy places the organism in Eukaryota, Metazoa, Chordata, Aves, Coraciiformes, Meropidae. The transcript has 10 exons. The annotation marks the transcript as partial. The record is from RefSeq and is a predicted model, not a curated record. Gene Ontology annotation, cellular component: plasma membrane. Gene Ontology annotation, molecular function: amino acid transmembrane transporter activity. Gene Ontology annotation, biological process: amino acid transport; transmembrane transport.